AUGUGGAGCCCAUGGGAUUGCACAAAGCCAGGUCAGCUCAUCCCUCAGUGUUGGUCUGUGGUCCAAGAAGAAAUGACUUGGCAUAAUUCUGACUUGCAACCCAAAGCUAAAAGCAAUUUCCUAAUAUUACUUUCCUGUGCAAGUCAUUGCUGUGGUUGCCACAGGAAUGUUGUACCCUUCUUGGUUGGAAGGCAGAUGUUUCCUCUCAGUCAUCAAUCAAAGAGGAGCUGUCCACAAGGAUUACAAGGAUUAAAAGGGUCACAGGGUCCUCCAGGAAAGAUGGGCCCUGCUGGUCCAGAAGAAGCAAAGGGUUCACAAGGAGAAAAGGGUUCAAAAGGAGAUGUUGGAGAUAGAGGAUUGCAAGGAGUCCCAGGUUCGAAGGGUGACCAGGGAAUUGGAGGUCCUGCUGGGCCAAAAGGGGAUAAAGGUUCAUCAGGUGAAAAAGGAGCAAAGGGAGAAAUAGGACUGCAAGGAACCGCAGGUCAGCAAGGUCUUCCAGGAAAUUCUGGUUCCCCUGGGCCAAAAGGGGACAAAGGCCCAGUCGGUGAAAAGGGAGGAAAGGGAGACAAAGGAGACAGAGGGUUACAAGGAGCUACAGGUUCACAGGGUCCCACAGGUAAAACUGGGUUUUCUGGACCAAAGGGGGAUAAAGGCUCACAAGGUGAAAAAGGAACAAAGGGAGACAGUGGACUCUCCAAAAUCAACCUCUUAAAAAUACAAGUGCGCACUUUAGAAGGGAAGCUGGACACACUGCAAAACAGCUUCUCCAAAUACAAGAAAGUUAUAAUGUUCCCGAAUGGCAGAAUUGUGGGUGAAAAGGUAUUCAUGACCAGUGGCUAUGAAAGCAGUUUUGAAAAUCUGAAACAAAGGUGUUCUAAAGCUGGGGGCCAGCUUGCUUCCCCUCGGAAUUCAGCAGAAAAUGCUGCCAUCCAACAAAUUGUUGCUAUGCACAAUAAAGCAGCAUUUCUUGGCAUAAAUGAUAUACAGACAGAGGGGCAGUUCAGGUACCUAAAUGGACAAGCCAUUACUUACUCCAACUGGCUACCUAGAGAACCAAACAAUGAUAGAGGCGUUGAAGAUUGUGUGGAAGUCUUUGAACAUGACCAGUUGAGACCAUGUGCUGUCCAUGAUGAAUUGUUAAAAGAAACCGAUAUUCCCAUUUAUUGCUUAGGGCACAAAGAAGAUAACAAGGAGAAGAAAUGCACCCAUCCUGCCGGGUGGGCAGCAAGAAGACUCCAAGGCUGA
This is a messenger RNA of Alligator sinensis (Chinese alligator), 1245 nucleotides long. RefSeq names its product pulmonary surfactant-associated protein D-like. The record is from RefSeq and is a predicted model, not a curated record. The coding region runs from base 1 to 1245 and encodes 414 amino acids. The transcript is spliced from 10 exons. Lineage: Eukaryota; Metazoa; Chordata; Crocodylia; Alligatoridae.